Messenger RNA from Peronospora belbahrii, 3750 nucleotides. The record is from the annotation of a GenBank genome assembly. Lineage: Eukaryota; Oomycota; Peronosporomycetes; Peronosporales; Peronosporaceae.
AUGGCAGCGGACGUCAGCGCCCGUGUGCACCUCGUGGCAGAGAAAUUACAGCUUCGGGCGCAGGAAGCACAGCGUAAGGGCAAUGAGAAUGCAUCACGAGCUCUUUCUUCUUCUGUAUUUGAUCUUCGUGAAGCUCUCGCGCUGAUAUCCGAGCAGCGACAUCUUCUCGCGCGACGUCGAGGCGAAGGUGAUGACGAAGAAGAUGACGCUGAUGCGCACGUUCAGGCGGUUAUUGCGCGUCUUGUACAAGUAAAGAAGAUGAUGGAAAAGAAAGCGGAUGAAAUGAAGCUGAAAGGCAAUGAGAAUGCCAUGAGAUCGCUGCAGCAGUCAGCGAUAGCAGUGGAAAAUGGUCGUAUACUACUUUUGGAGCAGCAACAGACGAUCUUUGGACUUGUGGGACGCUGGGAGAAGCUGGAAGUGAUUGUACAUUAUGAGAAGAAGACAUGGAACAGUGUAGUGACUAGUGAGGGGACCGACAUGGAGGAAGAACACGGACAAGAGGAGACUGAGCAGAGAAAACUGCUUGCUAGAGUGCGAUAUCUUGCUCAGGUUGAAAAUGUGAUUGCAAAUGUUUUUCCAGAUUGUGACAAGGUGGAAGACGUGCAAAAUGUGGUGGAGAAGCUGAAACAAGAGCUCAAUGGUGCAAGAGAUGAGGUGGCUGAAGCCAAUGAGAGGCUGAAACAAGAGCGUGUGGCACUUGAGGAAGUCAAAUUGGAGUUGGAGAGAGUAAAGAAAAGGGAAGUAGUACGACAGGAAGAGGAUGCUGAGUUGCUGGAGCAACAACGUGAUGCAUGCCAAGCGAUGGAGCAACUGGUACGAGAAAGUGAUCAGGAGAUCCGUCUAAUGACGCAGGAUGCAACGGAACGAGCUCAAGAACUGCAGACGGUCAGAAUUGAAAUGGAGAGUUUGGUUGCGGAGAAGGAACGUCUUGUAAGAGUUUAUACGGAUGAAGUUGAGGAACUGCAAGGACAAUUGGCGACUGCAAUGGAUGCUCUCUUGACGAAGAUGGACGAGGAAGAAAAAUGGAAGGCUAACGAGAUGAAGUUGAUGCAGGCUCAGCUGGACAAUGUGAUUGUGGAGAAAAAUGACCUUGUUAAAGCACAUGCGGAUGAGGUAGAAGAGCUUCGUCGGCAACUUGAGAACGCAAUGGCUUCUCUCUCUGCAGCAUCGGAAAAAACGACACAAGCUAACACCGAAGAGUUACAGACGUUGCUGGCCAGUGUCGAUGCUCUAUCUGCGGAGAAAUCGAAUUUAAUCAAAUUGCAUGCCAAUGAAGUGAAGGAGCUACAGAAGGCGCAUUUGCAAGAAGUUGAAGAACUUUGCCAGAAGUAUGAUGAUGCCGUGAAUGAUGUGUGUAGAAAGACUGACACGAAUGGAGAUACAGGCGCCAAAAACGUGCAUGCGGUGCAGACCGCGACGGAUAACUUGGCCGAUAUCGAGGAAGAUCUUGCACUGUCUUACGCGGACAAAGUACAGGCGCUUCAGAAAGCACAUCGAGACGAAAUUGACGAUCUUCGUCAACAACUCGAGAGUGCGAUAUCUUCUCUUUCGGCAAAUGUAGGAAAGAUUGAUGCAUUGAGUGUCCGCGAAUUGCAGCUGUUUCGAUCCACAGAAAAUAAUUUGACUUUACGAAAGGAAGACCUUGCAAAAAUUUAUGGUAACGAGUUGGAAACACUUCGGGAGGCAUAUGUGACUGAAAUGGAAGAUCUUUGCAAUCAGCUCGAAGCUACUGUGUAUGGUAACGCUGCAAAUACGAAUGAGAAAACUGAGUCACUCGUUGACGAACUGCAGCAGAUGCGGGCCAAGGUAGGUACGCCAAUUACCGCGAUAGAUUGCCUCGCACGUGAACAUGCAGUAGAAAGUGGUGCGCUUUGUUGUCAGGUAAAGGGUGCCAAGGCUUGUGAAAUGAAUACGCCAGAAGACCAGGAAGAGUUUAGUGCUGACGAGAAUGGAUAUGAUGGCGAACAUGCAGAGAACGAUGACGUACCUGUUAUGGAGUUGGAAGAAGACGAGUUGCAGCCAGCUGAUAUUGUAGAUGAAGACAAAGAGGGUAGAAGCUCAGAUGGCGCCAAUGACUCUAAGAAGACAUUAAAAGUGCAGACUGCUUGCAGGAUAUUACAGUCUCAAGUUGAAAGAUACGACGAGCGUUUACAAACUCAACAGGAUACGAUAUCGAAUUUGGAGCAAAAGCAAGUCGAGCGUCAGCCGGAAAUGAAGACUUUUACGAACGACAAGAUUGAGACGAACGAAAUACAGCGUGCGCACGAGGCAGAUAUUUUAACAGAUCAAACGGACCAUAACAUGCUUCAAGCACGAGUUAUCAAGUACGAGGACACUUGCCAAGUACAACAAAGCAUUAGUUUUUUGACAUCAGUAAAGGAGCGCGCUGAGCAUCAGGAACAAAUAAAGUUUUUUGAUGACGAGAAGGCAAGCUUGACUGACGAGUUGGGGUACUCAUAUGGGGAUGAGACAACAUACUGGACACAGCUCCUUGCCGAUAGCGAAAACAUGCGCGAGUCUCUUGUUGCGCAGCUGAACGAGAUGAAAAGUGAGCUUGCAGCUAAAUCAGCUGAGCAGAACGAGACUGCAAAAGCGCUUAUGCAGUGUAAAGCUGAGCUUUGUGCGUGUCAUUCUGAACUAGACGCCCAAAUUUUUGAGUGCAGUCAACUGAAGAGUGAGCUGGAGGUAGUCCAACAAGCAGAGGAUACGAAGAGCAGAGCCAUGGACGAGCGCAUGUCAAAGCUCACUACCGAGCUUCGCGAAGUUGCGGUUGUUUUAGAAUCCAGCCGAAUGGUCGAUGGCAAUACGGCGUGUGACUUUACGAGUAGAGUGUGGCAGUCUGUAGAAGUGACAGAGCUAUGCAGCAUGCUUGCACCAGUACUGACUGAUCUGAUGUCCUCUCAAGAGCAGAUACAUAGGAUAGAGGAGCAACUGAAAUCAAUGCGUAAGGAGCGUGACAACCAGAAGCUGAUUGUCGGCCAGUUUAUGAAAACGUUAGAUUGGCGUUUGUUUGCAAAGGAUGGCGAGAACGUGGAUGGGGUUGCGGGUGCUUUGGAUAAGGAUGUACAAGAGCGUUUAUCUGUUGCCAAGAUGAACAUCCACUGCUGGCUAGAUGAACUUAAGGUGCUUCGUGACUGCGUCGAGAAGGACUUGGUAAAGCUAAAUACGCUGGAGGACGAGAAACUGCAAGACCAGAAACGAUUGGUGGCACUUGAAACAUCUGAGCGUGACUUGCAAGUACUGGUAGAGUCUUUGAGAGAAGAAUUGGUAAUCAUGCGAAGUGAGAAUCGCGAAGCCAUAAAAUCUGCGGAAAGUCUAAUAGCUCAAAACCAUUUGGCUAGCAUACAGAAGCAACAACAGCAGGUUGUUCAGCAAGAAGAGGUCGCUGAGCUGCAGCAACAGCUAGCUACAAUCCGUAGUGACUUUGAUCGGUACCGUGCUCGGUCACAUACAGCAUUGAAGAAGAUAGAGAAGCGCGCAGAGCUUUUGAAUGGUAUGCGAAAGGAGAACGAGGAAUUACUUAAGCAAGUAGUGGAGAGUAACAGACAGCGAAAACAGGCUAUUGCUGCCUGUGAAGAUAGCGAGUCUUGCCUCCAGGAGGUGCAGCGUACGCAGGAGAUGAUACAGGAAGAGUUCGACCAAUUUGCGACGGAAAAGUUGCUCGUCAUUGCCAAGCUGGAAAAUGAGGGGGGACCAGCUGGUGUUGGAGAAAGAGAGAAUGGGAGCGCAAGUACAGGAGCUGGUAAGUAA